GCGCGCAGGGCAUUGUGGGAGAAUCCGCAGCAGCGGGACCGGCGGGAGGGAGUGAGGGGCGCGCCCGGACACUAUCAGCGGCUCCUCCCCCUACCGACUGCCCCGGGGAGCAUGAACCCCAGCCGGGAACCGCGGUCAAUGUUUCUAUUAGAUCUGGAGCGGGGCGCAUCCUUUCGGGGUGGCCCAUGCAGUGCUUAGCGGCUGUCAUCAAGGACGACGGAAACAUGAGCGGAGGGGCGGAGCAGGUGGACAUCCUGCCAGUCAGCUAUGUCGUCAAGGACCGAUGGAAGGUGCUGAAGAAGAUCGGUGGGGGAGGAUUUGGGGAAAUCUAUGAGGCCAUGGAUCUGCUGACACGGGAAAAUGUUGCACUGAAAGUGGAAUCUGCGCAGCAACCGAAGCAAGUGCUGAAAAUGGAGGUGGCGGUGCUGAAAAAACUGCAAGGGAAGGACCAUGUCUGCAGGUUCAUCGGCUGUGGGAGGAAUGAGAAGUUUAAUUACGUGGUCAUGCAGCUUCAGGGAAGAAACCUGGCAGAUCUGCGCCGGAGCCAACCCCGUGGCACCUUCACCAUGAGCACCACCCUGCGCCUGGGCAAGCAGAUCCUGGAGUCCAUCGAGUCCAUUCACUCUGUUGGCUUCCUGCACCGCGACAUCAAACCGUCCAACUUCGCCAUGGGGCGGCUGCCAUCGACCUACCGCAAAUGCUACAUGCUAGACUUCGGCCUGGCGCGCCAGUACACCAACACCACGGGGGAGGUGCGGCCGCCUCGCAAUGUUGCCGGAUUCCGUGGGACUGUGAGAUACGCGUCAGUGAAUGCGCAUAAGAACAGAGAGAUGGGCCGGCACGACGACCUCUGGUCCUUAUUCUACAUGCUGGUGGAAUUUGCUGUUGGACAACUGCCCUGGAGAAAGAUAAAGGACAAGGAGCAGGUUGGCAUGAUUAAGGAGAAGUACGAUCACCGGAUGCUCCUCAAGCACAUGCCGUCUGAGUUCCACCUCUUCCUGGAGCACAUUUCCACUCUGGACUACUUCACCAAACCGGACUAUCAGAUGAUCAUGUCGGUGUUUGAGAGCAGCAUGAAGGAACGGGGGAUCACAGAGAACGAGGCCUUCGACUGGGAGAAAGGGGGAACCGAGAUCCUGCUCUCCACCAGCUCCUCCACCCCCCCCCAGCAGAACACCCGGCAGACGGCGGCCAUGUUUGGGGUGGUGAAUGUGACUCCGGUACCGGGCGAUUUAAUGCGGGAAAACACAGAGGACGUCCUGCAGGGAGAGCAUCUCAGUGACCAGGAAAAUGCCCCCCCGGUGCUUCCGUGCCGGCCGGCCGACAUCACUGGCCAAACACCCAACUUGGGCUUUAAUGACACCGAGAUUUGGGAAGAGACAGAUGUAAAUCGCAACAAGCUCAGGAUCAGCAUCAGCAAGACACAGUGCCUGAUGGAAGAGGAUCCCAGUCGGGGAGGGUGUCCCAGUUCCCCCGUACGGGCACCCCCAGAAUCCCCUACCACCCAGGCUCGUUCCCUGCGCUACAGACGGGUCAACAGCCCCGAGUCGGACCGACUCUCUACAGCCGAGAGGGCGGAGCUGCCAGAGAGAAGGUCUCGGAUGGACCUCCCUGCUUCCCCAUCCCGCCAGGCCUGUUCCUCGCAGCCGGCCCAGAUGUUGUCCAUAGACACGGGGAAUGCUGAUCGGCAGGGCAGCGGGCGCAUGGAAGUCUCCGCCUCGGUGGAACAUGAAGCUUUAAGCAACGCGUUUCGCUCGGUGCCGCUGGCGGAGGAGGAAGACUUCGAUAGCAAGGAGUGGGUGAUCAUAGAUAAAGAAACGGAGCUGAAGGACUUCCAUCCCGGGGCAGAACCCAGCACCUCCGGAACUACUGACGAAGAGCCCGAGGAGCUGAGACCCCUGGAGGAAGGGGAGGAUCGGCGGAGGCCCGGGGGGGCGGAGGCAGCUGUAAGACCAAAGGUGCACGAGGCCAGGCCACGGGCCAUGCAAACCGUAGCCGAGGAGGAGACGUCCUGUCGAAAUGAGGGGCUGGACAGCAGGCCCGACGCGACUCCUGGGAGCCCAUCCCAUUCCCAUUCUACAUCCCUAACGCGGCAGCGGAGACGAGAGUCUGAUCCGAGUGGACCUCAGAGACAGGUUCUGAGCCUGAAGCACCUGGAGAUGAACACUGUGCCCAGGGUGGUGCCUUUAAGUUUGCCUUACCAAGACUUCAAGAAGGACAUCUCUGACAGCAAGGAAAUGCUGCGGGUCCCACACCGAAUCAAGCGAGUGGACUUCUCCAGCGUGGUCCUGCCGGCGGUGUACGCUCCCGAGCCUCAUAUCAUCAUCAAUGGGAGGGUCCCACACGAGCGAGAGGAGGAGGAGGAAGAAGAGGCUGAAGAGGAGGAAGAAGAGGCAGAGUUUUUAGGAGAAGAUAUCGAUCUCCAGAGUGGGUCCAGCAGUGAGGUAAGCCAGAAGAGCACCGAGCGCAGCCAGGAAGGAGCUCCCUCCACUCUGUUGGCCGACGACCAGAAGGAUUCGAGGGGUAAAGCCUCUACGGCAGAGAAUGACUUGGAGCUGGAAGAGGGUUCAAAGACCUUAGUGCUGUUUUCUCCUGGGGACAUGAAGAGGUCUCCAGUUACCAAUGAGCUGAUGCCAGAGGUUGAUCUGGGAACUCUUGCUGUGCUGACCCCACAAGGGGAGAGGCUUCAGCCCCUGGGGAGCCAACUGGAUGUUUCAGAACCAGGAACGUUAUCCUCUGUUCUCAAAUCCGAGCCCAAACCUCAUUGCUCGGCAUCUGCUACCGCUUCCUCCCCCUUCACCAAAGUCGAACGCACGUUUGUUCAUAUUGCAGAAAAGACACACCUAAAUGUCAUGUCUUCCAACGGGCAGCUUUUGAGGCUCGAUGAACACUGCACCCCGGGGCAGUUUGAGGAGCCCAUUAUUGAAGAGGAAACAGAGGAACAGGAGCACCUGAGGGAGAAUGGAAACCUCAAUUCUGCGGUGGAAAUGGGGGAGAUGGACAGCUGUGCCGUGUCGGCAAGCCAUGGAGAUGUCUUCGCUGAGCCUCACGUAGCGCCCAGUUUGGUCAAUGCACUCAGUCUGUCCCAGUUAGAUAAAGAACCAAUCAACUUGGCUUGUAAAGAGCUUACUGAGCAGGAACAGAAAAAUAUUGUAUUUGCCACUGAUCGCCUUAAAGAAACCGAGCAAGGCCCGAUCAACAAAGCUACUGGGCCUCGCUUCCGGAGCCGAAUCCCUGUCUUCUUCUCUGAAGAAGAUACUGGGUCAGAUAGGUCCAUGUCACACUCGGCCAAAGAAAGGUUCAAAAAGAGGUCCAAACAAUUGGAUUUAGCCCGUCUGGUAAUGGAGAAGAGGCAGGUGAGGCUGCAAAGAUUGGCUUCUGCCGGCUCUUCUUCUGCCUCUUCCAGCGAUGACCGGAGGCGGACAUCAGAAACUCUUUCCACCACAGGCUCCGAGGAGGACACACACGAUUCUGAUGAUUCCGUCCCAAGGAAGGUGGGGAAGAAGAAAAUUGUUACUCCAGGAAAAGAAGAUGGAACAGUCAGAAGCAGAAUUCCCCGUCCCAUUACUCCAGUGAAAAGUAAUUACCCAGUGGUUCCACCAGUAGCAACCAGUAGCAACCUAAGAGAAUCUUUGAUGGCACAGAGGUUCAAGCCCUCAAGAUCUGUGGUUAGUGGAGGUGGGACUGAGCUCCGGCCCAAAGCCCUGAAUAUGAGGCUCCCCCCCCUGUCCAGCCCAGUACCCAGCAGAACCAACGUGAAGAGAAUCAACUGUGCUCCUCCCAAAAGUCCCGCGGCCCCGGGCCGAACACUUAGUGCUUCAUCUCGGAGUCAGUCGCUCUCCAGAACGGAAAGUCCAUCCCCAUCUCGGCAAAAAAGGCCAAUUGCCCCCCCAAAGCUCCAGCCCCGGGCACAGAGCCAGGGCGAAUGCCCAGCAACUCCAGCAUUUCCCCGCAAAGGGCAAAGACUACGAGUCCAAAUAUCAAGCCUGGCAACCAAAGGGAGGCAAGGAGCUGGGGAUGGCAGAUAAUGGGGUCCAUCAUGGGACCCGGGCGCACAUCCGACAGCAGCCAUAGGACGGACCAGGAGGGAAUAGUGCAAUGCUUUGCUCACUUUCUACAGCUUAAUACAUGCGCUUGGGGGGUCAUGGUCCCGCGACAGGAGGGCUCAGCCAAUCAGGGAAUGGGAGAGUACAUAGCUACGUCCAACACCGGGGCCUUCAGGCAGGACGAUUGGUGGAAAGAUAAU
Xenopus tropicalis (tropical clawed frog) is the source of this 4246-nucleotide messenger RNA. It is a transcript of the gene ttbk1, whose product is annotated as tau tubulin kinase 1. The record is from RefSeq and is a predicted model, not a curated record. Gene Ontology annotation, cellular component: microtubule cytoskeleton; cytoplasm. Gene Ontology annotation, molecular function: ATP binding; nucleotide binding; protein serine/threonine kinase activity. Lineage: Eukaryota; Metazoa; Chordata; Amphibia; Anura; Pipidae. The transcript has 15 exons. The coding region runs from base 186 to 4028 and encodes 1280 amino acids.